This is a messenger RNA of Bactrocera latifrons, 2755 nucleotides long. Its product is annotated as esterase B1. The transcript is spliced from 6 exons. Bases 712 to 2406 code for a protein of 564 amino acids. Lineage: Eukaryota; Metazoa; Arthropoda; Insecta; Diptera; Tephritidae. The record is from RefSeq and is a predicted model, not a curated record.
GUCGCCAGCUGGUGUCGCGCUUUGCUUAAACGAAAGUGAUUUAAUUAAAAAUUAUUAUUUGAAGUGAUAUUUUGUGCUUUCCUUUCACCUGUCAAGCGUAGCGCAGAAGUUGCGUUUUCGCUUUGCUCUUCAGUUGCCACUUCCUUUAAAUACUUUUGUUUAUAAUUUCUUCAAUCAGAAACGAAAACAAUAACGUUUGCUGCAACUCAUAUUGCAAAUAUAAAAACAACAACAACAAUUUGAUUUCCAUUUGAUUGUGAAGCGCUGGCACACUUACCAACUUUUUGGACAAAGCCGCUGACUGUUAGACGCUCUUGGCAACUUUGGUGAUUUGGUAAUAAAGUGAUUCGGCAUUUUGUGCUUUUUUGUUGUUGCUUACAUAUAACGCGUACGUACGUAAUUCGUGUGGAGCGUAUUUUUUCGAUAUUCCAACUCGCUUGAAUACAUAAAACAUAUGUAUUUGUGUAUAACUAAAUGUGCUUGUUGAUAGCCAUUAAUAAAAAUUCAUCAAAAAUAUUUGUAAUCAAAGUGUAAUUAGAAACGAAAACUAAAUAACGUGUGUAGGUACGGAGAGUGUCAAAGUGCAAAAGCAACUUUCAUUCACCAGUUUCGAAAAGUUCAAAUAAAUAAAAAUAAUUUUUUGGAAAAAAAAAAAUUGUUGAAAGUUUUCUACAAUAGUUUGUGUCAAGGUGCUUAAUAGUCGCGCACAAAAUGAGUUCACUCUCUUUUAUGGAUAUGUUAAAGCUGACCUUUAAGGUCCUCGAGUUCAAAUAUGAACAAAGUAAACACACGACAAAAAUUUAUGAGGUGGCCAAGACCAACAAAGGCGAGGUAAAAGGUGUGAAGCGUCUCACCAUUUGGGGCGAUGCGUAUUUCAGCUUUGAGCGCAUACCUUAUGCGAAGCCACCGUUGGGUGAGCUGCGUUUUCGGGCACCCGUGCCGGCUGAACCUUGGCAAGGCGUGCUAGAUGGCACUGGCCCCGCCGAGAAGCCCCUACAGACGAACGUUAUAUUUCGUAAAUACAAGGGAUCAGAGGAUUGCUUGUACCUGAAUGUGUUUACAAAGAGUAUCAAACCAGAGAAGGCUCAACCAGUAAUGGUUUGGAUAUAUGGUGGUGGCUUUCAAAUAGGAGAGGCCACACGUGAUAUGUAUAGCCCAGACUUCUUCAUGCACAAGGAUAUCGUGCUGGUGACUAUUGCCUACCGUCUUGGACCAUUUGGGUUUCUACGUUUGGAUGAUCCCAAUCUGAAAGUGCCCGGAAAUGCUGGCAUUAAAGAUCAAAUAAUGGCACUACGUUGGGUAAAAGAAAAUAUCGCAGCUUUCGGUGGUGACACAAACAAUAUUACUGUCUUUGGUGAAAGCGCUGGUGGCGCGUCCACGCAUAUUUGCCUGCUUAGCGAGCAGUCUAAAGGAUUGGUAAACAAAGGCAUCGUAAUGUCCGGCAGCGCACUCUGCUCGUGGGCGAAUGUACCAAACAAACGUUGGGCAUAUCGACUAGCCAAAGCAUUAGGCUACCAGGGUGAGGAUAUCGAUGCAGAUGUAUACGAUUACUUAUCAAAUACAAAAGGACCUGACCUUGUGCGUGGUAAUGGCAUGGUGCUGACGAAAGAGGAGAAACACAAUCGUACACUUUUUGCCUUCGUGCCAACUGUGGAACCCUAUUGGACCGAACAAUGUGUGUUGAGCGAACACCCGUAUGAGUUAUUGAAAAAGACGUGGAGCAAUGACAUACCGAUCAUCAUUGGUGGCACUAGUUUUGAGGGUUUAAUCUUUUAUCCAGAAAUAACACGCCGCCCCGCAACACUAGAUGAAGUGAAGAACUGUAAAAACCUCGUGCCAAUCGAUGCCGGUUUCGACCGUGAUUCGGAUAAGGCAGAAGCCUGUGGUCUCCAACUCAAAAGCACAUACUUUGGCGACGAGGAAUGUUCGCGUGCCACAAUGAUGAAGUUUUUGGAGCUGAACUCGCAUCGCGAAUUCUGGGUGCCCAUAUAUCGUACGGUGCUCGCUCGUCAACGCCACAGCACAGCGCCCACAUAUGUGUAUCGCUUCGAUUAUGACUCGCGCGAUGGUAAUGCCAUACGUAAUAUUCUCUGUGGUCGCGACAUGCAGGGCACUUGCCACGGUGAUGAUCUCUGCUAUCUCUUUUACGCCUUAUUUUCACAUAAGCCCCCGAAGAAUUCCAAAGAGUAUGAAAUUACGCGCACCAUGAUUGACAUAUGGACCAGUUUCGCGGCGAAUAGUGACCCGAAUUGUGAUAUGUUGGAGGACUUGAUAUUCGAGCCGGUUACUCGCGAAGUGGGCGACAUUAAAUGUCUAAAUAUCAGUGAGAAAAUAGAAUUCAUUGAAUUGCCUGGCAUGGAUCAGAUCAAAGUGUGGACCGAGUUUUAUGCGCCGGGAAAACUGUGAAAGGACCGCAAUUCAGGGGACUACCAUGACUGUGUGGUCGUUUGUCUACCUCAAUCUUAUCGUUUUUUGGACAGCAUGCUUUCGAACUUUUCUCUUAAGUGUGCGCUUCAUACCACAAGGGAUGCUUACAAGGGAUUGUUUAGAAGCAACGAUUUCAAGCAGGAAAAUACUAAUUACUCUCAGCUGUCAAUUGUAAAUAUUAUAAAUGUGAAUAAUCUGCGUAGCUCUAAAGUUUAGUUUUAAAUACAGUGAUCCGGUCUAUUUGUGGUUUCCUUCUAUAGUGAUAUACUUUUAGUUAUCAUAUGUGUUAAUCUAAAAAUAAAUUUAUGGUGAGAUUUAUACUGUAAAA